CCCCAUUGUUCUGCCCCAGGCCAUACUGUUCCCCCGCUAAGCUCACAAGACAACCCUCCUGUCUAUUCUGGAAUCUUCCAGUCCGUCUCCCAGGGCAACAGAGGAGGGCAGGAAGUGACGUGCUGUUAGUAACGCUGACUUCCGCUCCGUCUGCCUGCCACUGCGUCUGAGGCUGCUGCGGCUGCGGAAAAGAUCCCGAGUGAGAGGGCUCCGGGCACCAGAGAGGGAAGAGCGCACAAGGCUUUACAUCACAUUACUGAGCCAUGGUGGAGUAUUACGAUGUCCUGGGAGUCCAGAGGAACGCCUCUCCAGAAGAUAUUAAGAAAGCAUACCGCAAGCUAGCCUUAAAGUGGCACCCAGACAAGAACCCCGACAAUAAAGAUGAAGCCGAGAGGAGGUUCAAAGAAGUUGCUGAAGCUUAUGAGGUCCUGUCAGAUUCUAAAAAGAGGGAUAUUUAUGAUAAAUAUGGAAAAGAAGGAUUGACAGGUGGUGGAGGCGGCAGUCACUUUGAUAAUCCAUAUGAGUUUGGAUUUACAUUCCGAAGCCCAGACGAUGUUUUCAGGGAUUUCUUUGGGGGAAGAGACCCAUUUUCAUUUGAUUUAUUUGCUGACGAUCCAUUUGAUGACUUCUUUGGCAGAAGAGGCCACAGAGCAAACAGAAGCAGGCCAGGGGGUUCCUUUCUCUCUACGUUUGGAGGUUUCCCUGCCUUUGGUCCUACCUUCUCUCCAUUUGACUCGGGUUUCAGUUCUUCAUUUGGUUCUUUUGGUGGACAUGGUGGUUUCUCUUCAUUUUCCUCUUCAUCGUUUGGCGGUUCAGGAAUGGGUAACUUCAGAUCUGUAUCAACCUCAACUAAAGUAGUUAACGGAAGAAGAGUUACAACAAAGAGAAUUGUUGAAAAUGGACAAGAGCGCAUUGAAGUAGAAGAAGACGGGCAGUUAAAGUCCUUAACAAUAAAUGGUGUUGCAGACGAAGCAGCAUUGGUGGAAGAGUGUGGGCGCCGGGGACAGAAUGCGCUACCGUUUCAGCCCUCCAGCAGCAGCAGUGCCAGAACCUCCAAACCCCACCGGCCCGCAGGCCCUCCCAGACACGGCCACAGUUACAAAAGCGACGACGAUGAGGAGGAACCAGAGAGGAUGAGGGGUACAAGCAACUGGGAGCCCCCCUUUUACUCUGCAGGACACAAAGAAGGGAGCAAGAGAAAGAAGCAGAAGCAAAGAGAAGAAUACAAGAAAAAGAAGUCUUCCAAACCAAUCUACUAACGUGGACAUGGGAGGCCUUAGAUCCUUACACCAGAGAGCACCGUAUUCUAUGGGCGUAACUUUGACACCAUUUUUGUUUUGCUUAGAUACAUUUUUUGGAACGUAGUCAACAACUAGGGACUUAAACUUGUUCUAUGUAAAUUCUCACCAGUGACCUUCCUUCUGUAGACUGAAGGCAAAUCCUGUAGAUAAAGGAAAGAGCUGCUCUUCUCUCCUUUUAGGUGAUGGCUUCAUGGGAUAUAGGGUAGAUUCCUGAGUUGAUUUGUGUUGUGCCUUGGAAGCUCAAGGGGUUUCUUUUUUUUUUUUCUUUUUUUCUUGUGAUUGCACUAGUACCCUUUCCAGUAUUUAAAACAAGCUCUUUUACUAUCACACAUCAUCAUUUUAGGCACUGGUUUAAUUUAACUGAUCUAUUAUUGUUACCAAUGCUUGUAACUUACAGGACUUCUUGUAGAAAGUUGUGUUCCUUACCCUAGCUUGUGCCCAUCACAGCACCAAAUUGGCUAGGCUCCUUAAUCUUGUUAGGGGUGCUGGUUUAAAUUAACUCAUCUGUUACUCACCCCUGUGGUUAUUAAACUUAUAGGGCUUUUUGUGGAACGUUGUAUUCCUUGCACCAGUGGGUGCCCAUUGCUGUGCCAUAGUGGCUAGCUUUCUUAAUCUUUAUAGGCCCUGAUUAAAGUCUACUCAGUUGUUACUCAUCCCUGUUCCUAUAACUUACAGGGAUUCUCAUGGAAUGCUGUAUUCCUUACACCAGUGGGUGCCCAUUGCUGUGCCAUAGUGGCUAGCUUUCUUAAUCUUUAUAGGCCCUGAUUAAAGUCUACUCAGUUGUUACUCAUCCCUGUUGCUAUAACUUACAGGGAUUCUCAUGGAAUGCUGUAUUCCUUACACCAGUGGGUGCCCAUUGCUGUGCCAUAGUGGCUAGCUUUCUUAAUCUUUAUAGGCCCUGAUUACAGUUAACUAAUCUGUUCCUCCUCCCUGUUCCUAUAACUUACAGGGAUGACAAACCCCUUUAUAACUCACAUGUAUUGAUGUAAAAUGUUUAAUGCUAUAUAUUUUUCUUCAAUUUUGCACCUAAGCAAUUGUUUCAAACCAAUGUUUUCUAAUGUAUAAAAUUGACGGCUGUGACUGAAUGGGCCUACUUUGCUCCUCUGAUUUCGUUACCUGCACUAGAGGCAACUGCUAUUAUUUCUCAGCUAGAGGUGUAGCCGGCUGUGUGUAUACCAAUUAUGUUCUUUUUUUUAAUUAUUAUUUUUAAAUGAACCAUGUUUGUACAGCUUAUCACUUCUGUGUCAGAGGCUUGCUAAAAGUGGAUCAUUGUACUGAUGUUUGCUGUUUCUGUCUAGCAUUAAAAGAAGAAUAUACCCAGGGC
This is a messenger RNA of Xenopus tropicalis (tropical clawed frog), 2625 nucleotides long. RefSeq names its product DnaJ heat shock protein family (Hsp40) member B6 (gene dnajb6). Gene Ontology annotation, cellular component: perinuclear region of cytoplasm; nucleus. Gene Ontology annotation, molecular function: Hsp70 protein binding. NCBI's taxonomy places the organism in Eukaryota, Metazoa, Chordata, Amphibia, Anura, Pipidae. The record is from RefSeq and is a predicted model, not a curated record. The coding region runs from base 264 to 1259 and encodes 331 amino acids. The transcript is spliced from 10 exons.